AUGCCGGACUGGAGGGAUGAGUACCUCGCGUCCCUCAAGGAUGUCGAGCUCAACAACCCAGUCAACAUGGAGCUCGUCCAGGCUUGCUCGCAAAUGGCCGACCGCAUCUCCGCACUCGAGGCGGAAAAGGUAGCGCUGCAAUCCCGGCCGCCGACUACGAGCACAUCCAAGCACCCGCGCCCCGGUGGUACACCCUCGGACGACGCUGGUAUCGCACAGCUCCGCCUUGACCUCGCCGAGACGCUGCGAGCCAAGGGUGUGGCCGAGGCACGGCUCCGCACGGCAGAGGAAGAACUCGGCAGACUGCGGGCAAAGACCAAGGAGGACGCCCGGGCCGUCAAGGACCUCACGGCUGAUCGAACAUCGCUCAUCUUUCGGGUCAAGGACCGCGAGCACGAACUGAGAGAGAAGCGCAAGCUGCUCGAGCAAGUCCAGGACGAGCAUAUCGCCCUGAACCUGCAACUGUCCAUGGCGGAAAAGGAACGAGACAGGGUCAAAAAGGAGAACAAGGAGCUCGUCGACAGAUGGAUGAAGCGCAUGGGGCAGGAGGCCGAUGCCAUGAACCUCGCAAACGAACCGCACUUGGAAAAGAAUCACUGA
This is a messenger RNA of Hirsutella rhossiliensis, 600 nucleotides long. Its product is annotated as autophagy protein 16 (ATG16) domain-containing protein. Bases 1 to 600 code for a protein of 199 amino acids. The record is from RefSeq and is a predicted model, not a curated record. The transcript has 3 exons. NCBI's taxonomy places the organism in Eukaryota, Fungi, Ascomycota, Sordariomycetes, Hypocreales, Ophiocordycipitaceae.